Molecule: messenger RNA, 1661 nt
Organism: Schistosoma mattheei
Lineage: Eukaryota; Metazoa; Platyhelminthes; Trematoda; Strigeidida; Schistosomatidae
Source: the annotation of a GenBank genome assembly
UAUUAUUAUUAUUAUCAUUAUUACUACGGAUUAGACAAAGUUCAAUGCAGAUUAUUCAAGGUUUAGGCAUAGACACACAUUGUAUUCAUUGAAGUGAACAUGAAUAUGAAUCGGAAAAUAUCAAUUGAACACAUUCAUAUCUAACACUUAGAUAAAAAUUGUUGACAAAACAUUAUGAAUACCAUAUUUUGUAGGAGAAUAAACAGGUUUGUAGAGUGUAUUACAAUUUGUGGAUUAUACCACCAUCUCAUGAUCAGUUUUACAUCCAACAUGAUUCCAAUACAAGGGAUGUUACAUAAUUGUGGAAUUAGAAAAGUGGUCAACGUGUGGACACAGGGAGCAAGCUACAAUUCGGAUAGUUCACAAGAAGCAUCCAUUAAUCAACGACAAUAUUCGAAUAAUGACGGUGAUAUUUUUGCAUUGAAUGUACUUGGAAUUACAGUUCUUCAGUUUGUAAUCACUUUUGGAGGAACAAAUUUGUUUAUUCUAGUCCAACAGAUCAGUGAAUGGAUUAAAGGUCAUGUGGUAAUCUUAUGGAUCUCAUGCGCUAUCUACUUAGUUCUUCAAACAGUUUGGAUGUUUGUUCCAGCAUUAUCACGGAAAUAUCCAUACAAUGUAAUGUACCUAGUACUGAUGACAUUAUUUUCAACCAUUGCAAUUGCAUCGGAUGCAACUUUGUACUUCGAGGAUUUUGUCUAUUUCAUCUUCGCUGUAUCGGUGACAUUCAUUAAUUUAAUUGUUUGCACUAUAACUGUUCUACAAUAUGAUUUCAGUAAACAUUACACCAUCAAUCUGUUUGUUACAUUAAGUAUUGGUUUGAUACUCAUAAUUGGACAGAUUCUUUACUUCACAAUGAAAAAGAAUAAUAUUGUACUAGUUAUUGCUGGUGCAAUUACAUUUCCAUUAACAGUCUUUAAAUUAUUAUUUGAAAUGAAGAUGGUAUUUGGAGGUGGUACAUUUCGAUAUCAUCAAAUGGAUUUAGUAUUAGCAGCUGGAAUUCUUUACAAUUGUUGGUGGAAUUUAUUUUUAACAUUAAUGUGGUUAUCUUCAAUGACAGGUUUAAGAAAUUUGAAUUCAACGAAUACUACUACUACCAGUACUAUUUUAUUGAAUGUUCAAUCUUCAACUGAUUUAGUAGUUCUAACUAAAUUAGAUUGAAUAUGCAAUUCUAGGGAAAUAUUUGUUGAAGAAGAAUCCUCAAGUAUUUCUUUUUUGUCUUUGAAUAAACGGUCAAUUUUUGCUGUGGCCAAUGUAUAUCAUGGAUGAUGGUUAUGUUGUGACUUAUUUUACUCUUUGUAUAAGUUUACUGAUUUCUGAAACUUAAAUAUCUUGUAGUGUCAGUCACUAUGUUAAGCCUAUAUACAUUAUUCUAGCUUCUGGACAAACCAUUUUAUCCAUUCUAUUUGAGUUACAUCUUAACCUUGUUAAUUGUUCACUUAUCAAACUUGACUAUUUUUAUGUAACCGUAUUUGUGAACACUUUUUAUCCUACUUACCACAUGUCUGUAGCUUAUUUUUAUGUGACUAUGAAUAUUGAUAAACGCUUCAUUAAAUGAAGUUGGUUCACAUGCCUUCUCCAUUGCGAGGGGGUUUCGCUCUCUCAUCUUCGCUACAUCUCUUUGAAUAUCAGUUCCGAUCAAUGACUAUACAACAUAUAUAUAU